Messenger RNA from Sycon ciliatum, 1207 nucleotides. RefSeq lists its product as uncharacterized. NCBI's taxonomy places the organism in Eukaryota, Metazoa, Porifera, Calcarea, Leucosolenida, Sycettidae. The coding region runs from base 99 to 452 and encodes 117 amino acids. The record is from RefSeq and is a predicted model, not a curated record. The transcript is spliced from 3 exons.
UUGUCUCCCUCCAUAGUUUUGAAUCCAGUCUGAAAGUACAGCUCUUGUAUCUACACAUUCACCUUUUGAAGCCGGCGCCAGCUCGUUCUCCAUCAAAAAUGGCCAGGGUUUUAUUUGAUGACGUGUAUUUCUAUCCUCCUCAAUGGUCCUCUCCAAGCGAAGCUUCCCAAGACGUGAAGACGCUAUGUUGCAAGGUUCGCAAGGGCAUUGAGAAGUUCUACAACGGAGGGACCAGGUUUGACCAGUUCACACCGACCUAUUUCACUCAGCUGAACAAGAAGAAUGAAUACAUACUGACACGAGUCAAGGUUUGGAUCAAUCCAAUUGCGCAAAUCCGUGUCCAAAUCAAGGUCUACACCCCACCUCCAAUCCAGCCUAUUGAGAUACCGACUGAGGUAACGGCAUACGUCGAUGGCAGUCUGGACGAAGGACCACCGUCAUCAGAAGAUUGACGCUGAAAAUGUAUUGGCUUUGUUCUGCUUUCCUCUCUAUUCGAUUCUAUUGUCGACUGCUUUACACGAUUUUGUACUUCGAAGUACCUCUAACGUUUGUCGUUGAUAGAGUGCCAUUCAAAUUAUAGUCGUUAAGGUGAUUUAGUUGCCAUAUUCCCACAUUAUCGCCUUCUUAGUAUUUGACCCCACUAAUUUCCCUGAUACCUAAGCGGUCAAAUAUAUCGCGUAUUUGACUGCUUAGUCAAAUACGCGAUAUAUUUGACUACUUAUAUUUGACUCCUUAGAACUUCUUGGACUUAGAAAUUUUCUCUCCAACUUAGAAAAAGAAAUUUUUGAAGAAAGCAGAAAUACACAAGAUGGGAUUAGAACCCACAACCUUGUGAACCUCAGUCACUCUUCCUUACCACCCAGCCACUGUGCUACCGAUGCUGAACCUAGUUUAAACAAUGAUCUUGACUUUCAAUGCAGUACAAUGCGGUAUAGGCUAUAGUAUAAUACUAGAAUUAUAAGGAUAUGUCGUAUAUGAAGAGAAACGUUUGCGUGGAGAACACGAUAAAUAGAUUAUAGACCUCAUAGUUGGUCUAUACAGGAUAUAUAGACCUCGUAAAAGACCUCGGGGGACCUCGGUCUUUUACUCGGUCUAUAUAUCCUGUAUAGACCUCCUAACCGGUCUAUAAUCUAUACUUAUCUCCUCUCGCACCAAUCUCUCUUUUCUUUUAGACUGAUUCGAUACAGAAUAUACUUCUUUUCCGUGA